Messenger RNA from Arachis ipaensis, 1429 nucleotides. Its product is annotated as RING-H2 finger protein ATL5. Gene Ontology annotation, molecular function: transferase activity. The record is from RefSeq and is a predicted model, not a curated record. Gene Ontology annotation, biological process: protein ubiquitination. NCBI's taxonomy places the organism in Eukaryota, Viridiplantae, Streptophyta, Magnoliopsida, Fabales, Fabaceae.
GAUAAGCAUUCCAAGAUAAAAAAAAGAAAAGAAAUGAACAUAAUGACAAUGUUAUCUAAAAUUAAUUACAAGAUGUUAUUUGAUUCUAAGUAACAAUAAUAAUCCUUAUACAGUACCCUCAUAAUUAUAGUACUAUAUAUAUAUAAAAAAAGAUAUGAAGAUGAUAUGAUCCAAACACAAACCACUAUAACCGACAUCUCAUCCACCCAUUGUUUCAACUUUCAACAUAACAACUCUCUCUCAUGGCAUUGGACCCAGAUAUUGAAGAAAAGUAUGUUCACAACAGCAAGGUCAUGCUAGGAUCUGCAAUUCUUCUCGUUAUACUCAUCCUCGUAAUCAUCCUAUAUCGUUCUUAUGCUCACUUCUGCGCACGCCGCCGCCGCCAUCUCUUCCCUCACACUCUUCCAGCUUCUUCCACUUCCGCCACCGCCCCUGUUUUCAACGACCGACUGGAUCCAACCAUUCUCAAGUCCCUACCGACCUUUACUUUCUCCUCCGCCGUGCACCGCCCCCUGCAAGACUGCGCCGUCUGCCUUUCGGAGUUCGAAGACGGAGACAAGGGCCGUGUGCUGCCGAAUUGCAGCCACGCGUUCCACUGCCAAUGCAUCGACGCGUGGUUCGCAUCUCACUCCAACUGCCCUCUCUGCCGGUCACCGGUUAAACGGGUUACCACGCCGGUUGAAGCGUGCUCGAUUCCGGUUUCAGUUGAAUUAGCGGUUGAAUUGGAAGCUGGUGGUUGCUCGUCGCUUCCUCCGCCGGUGAUGUGCCCUAGGAAGCCGUUGAAUGUGGUGGUGGAGAUUCCGGAAGAGGAGAGAGGGUUGGAUCAUCGGAUUCUUUCGCUGAAGAAGUUUUGCAGCGUGUAGGUGACUACACCGCACUUUCGGUGUGGACUACGGACUACUGUGAGGAGCUUUGUAAUGCAAUUUCACCAAGAUUCAUGAUGACAUGGCAGUUGAUACGGAAACAAAUGAAUUGUUUUCGUUUUCAUUUAAAGUACGGAUGUUUUUACUGUAGAAUGUUGAGUCUGAUCUGAAUCAUGUGGUGCCUCAACCAUUUAGCGCUCGUGGUUGCUACUUGCGUUAGUUGGACACGUCUCUCUUAACAGCGUUCACUCUAGUUGUAUAGAAUUUCAGGACUCUUGCCACCUAAGGAAGGUGCUUCAUCAUUUAAAUAUACAUAUUUCUUGAUAAAAGUCUACUUUUUCUGCUAUCUUAUCUUACUCGAUUAUAUAAAGUGUAAUUGCUUAGGUUGAUAUAUUUGAAUUGAAGCGAAUCCCAAGGAUGAACAUCACAACAACAGUCACAAUAUAUAUCUCUUGUGCAGUGUUAUUAUUUCAUUUGAUGCGAGAAAACAGGGGAAAAACAGGGGAACGGCUGGUACAAUAUAUCUGAAUGGUUCAAUUUAAUUUUACUAUGUACAUAUUUUAGAC